AUGGGAUUGAUUCCUAUCUCCACAUCUUCUGAACCAUCAAGGUUAGUUUGUCCGAAAGUUGAGGAUCAACGUAUUUGUAGACAUCUACUAGGGGACAUUUCCAGGAGAGACAUUUGCUGUACUAUUUCGACCAUCUUCUCCGGGGGGACAGCCAAUGAUCGCGAUCAGCGUUCAUUUCUACUUGGGGAAGUCCGUUAAUGGCUGCGCAUACUGAGGAUGGACGGUUGAGAUGCAGCGCCCGGCGUUCCCAGAUCUGCGAUUUCCCUAACAUCGGAGUCGUUCCGUCUGAGCCGAGCGGCGACGCAUUUCUGGUGGGUUGGGGUCUGUGGAGUUCUUCAUUUCACCAUGGUCCGCGUAUCCUUUACGUUCUUUGUCUUUGGAGUCAUUCAAUUGUUGUGUAUCCUCCUCAGCUUCUACUGCAAUAUGUAAGCUUAAUUUGAGGUAGGGCUGCUGUUUGCGUUAGCCCCGUAAAAUCAGAGAACAGGCGCCGAGUUUCUAUCACUAUUGCGUCUGUUCUCAAAAUAUUCGUCCUCCAGGACUGGUUUAUAUCGACUAUUCCACUGCGCCUGUCUUCUGUAACACUUAUCGAUCGAGGUUUGCUUCCAAACUAUUGAACCUGUAUCAAUUGACGGACACAAUUACUAUCCUUAGUGCUGACUUGCUUGCGAUUAGGCUCAUAGCGAGUGACACCUGCACAGCGUCUACCUCACUUUCCUUGGUCAAAUUCACUGUCUUCUAACGGGAAGACCAGGUCAAAAUAACCGGAGAUGGACGUGGGUGGAGUAGCUGGCAAAUUUAAAUAACCCGUCUACGCGUGCUACACACGGUCUGGUCCCCACAGCGUACCGGGCUUUCCUAAGGGAUGGCUUGGAUCUCACAGCAGUGUAAGUGUCGUAACGGUCACAUUAGGGAGUCACUAAGGCCUUGGAGAAGGACCGGGGUAUCCCCCAUCAGUUUGCAGGCUUCGAAGCCGCGACUCUCAACGCAUCAUGAUAGAUUCGAGCAUGUCACAGUGUCAGCUUCGCUCCCUUACCGUGCGCCAACCGACUGUCCGAGCCUGUCAACCAGGGGGCGCUGGGAUUCUCCCGGGUUCUCACGGGCUCUGCGCUACUCGAUGAACCAACACUAAACAGAUGAGGCCCCAUUUUGGCCCAACGCAACGGCAGCGCAGCCCGUUUUUGGGAGGUGGGGAUGUUACCACGAGAUGGGCUUGCAGUCAGUGAUCGAGCUCAUGAAGUGUUAGCCAAAAUCCUGAAGUACGUAUUCAAUACUUGUGUUUGAUACGGCUGCGAUCAUGCCUGAUCUAGCUGGCCUCGAUAAUGUCACGAACUGUACCUCCCCACGCGUGACGAUCCGCGACAGCAGAUCUGGACAGCUCAACCCAUUCCCUUCGCCAACGACGGAGACCGAAUACCGGAGGUCCGAGAACCACCUCCAUGUCUUGACGGACAGUGUCGAGCCAGGUUUUGAACUGACCCCCUCUCGACGCCUCCAAUGGGGCAACGGUGCCGGAUCGAGGGCAGUAACAGUGAGCUCCUGAGGUGGACGAUGAAGAACAUGCCCGAACCACCUCAGUCGUCUUUCUGGGAUGGCCUGGGUUAUCCUUGUGAUGUUGUCGCAGCAGUCGCGGACUGUCUCAUGUGAGAAGAAAUCGGUGAACUUCACUCGAAGGAUGGUCCUCAAACAGUGGUGAUCAAAUACCUCCAGUUUUCGCUCGUCCUCCACGCGCGGAGCCUAGCAUUCACAACCGUAGAGAAGGACAGACCGGACAGAUGCACGGUACACGCGAAUCUUAGUGACGAUGGAGAGGUCACGUCGGAUCCGAAGGCUUGAGAAAACCCAGCGGGCAGCAUCGAUUCGGGAGGAUUACUUAAGUGGGGUUGGAAUGAUCAUCAUGCAGCAUAUUCUUAAGAUAUUUUAGUCACACCGGCAUGCCAGCUCUUGAAUAAACUUCUUCCCGACCGCCUCCGGAAUGUACACUAGUGAUAACUGGCUACUUAAGUAAUGUGAUUUUUUCCCAUUUGAUGUUCGAUGGGCUUAUGAAUUUAAAUAUAGUUUAUAGAAAUCACUAUCAAAAUAUGCUCCUCCGUACUCGUCUAGUAGUAUUCCACGUCUUAUUUAAAUCUUAUAUUCAAAGCAAUGGUUUAUUUAGGUUUUAAAACGUUUUUAUUUAUUUGGAGUACGCUCCACCGUUGCAUCUACGUUUAGGGUUUACAGUCUGGAAUCAAGUAUACUUUCCAUGCAAGAAUCACACAUUCCUCUAUGCCAUUAAGAAGAUACCAUAUAAAAGUUUUUGCAGUGGACGUGAGGAGUAUUACUAAAUGGAUAGGUACGAUACUAUUUAAAUGAACAUUUCAUGAUCGUAGAGAUUUCAUGAUUGCGUACUUUUUGGAACCGAAAAAUGCCCCUCUUUGGAGUAGAGAAUUUAAAGAAAACGUGAAUGCUACCAAAUGAGUGCAAAAAGCAUAUUUUGACCAUAUUUUCUAUCAGAUAUACUUGGAUUUAUAAGGGCGUCGAGAAACAGGGGAAAAUACUACCACUACUUAAGCAGUCACUUUUACUGAGUGCGGUUUAUGCAAGCGGUUGGAAAGAAAGUGCAUUCCUCAAAAAUCACCCAGCCCGACACGCAGUUGUACGGUUGGGGAUGAGUUGCUGUGUUGUGUGCUGUGUGUUUGUGUUCUCUGUUUAUGAGACCAGUCUCCGAUCUCACACAGGCAAACGUAGUGGCUGACUUGACGCCUUCCGCACACCGAUUUGAUGCCAGUCAAAGUCUCGCGUAAGAGUACAGACCAUUUUGGGGUGCAAUAUCGUCGCACGUGUGUGAAUCGGUUUACGGCAAGAGAGAGAGAGAGGCAGAGCGAUUUGCACACGCCGAUCUCUCACCCUCUGUUAACACCACGUUUGUUCCAAUCACGAGGUUAGUUCAAGACAGCUAGAGAUGUGUUUGACGCAGUGCCUGACCAGGUAUUUGCUCUCCCCCUCCCCUGCAGUCCACACACUAUAGAAAGAAAUUGUCCAAAGUCAGUUUAAUGCGUAUGCCAUUGCUUAUCCCUUAACUCUCUUCUUCCUACCUCCCCUCCUAGCCAUCCUGCUCCAUCGGCCCCCUAGCCGCGCCCCACUGUUCAUGCGGAUUGCCGACAGCCUGCCCUGUGACCGACCUCCAGCUACUUCGUGUGCAGCUGCCCGCUCCUGUUAUUUUCCCCAGUCCCGGACUCUCUCCUCUGGCCUGUCGCAGCUUCUGGACUCAGACAGACGUCCGGCCCGAGGCGUCUCCCAGCAAGGCCUAUCUCCCAGCCUGCCAUAACUUGUCCUUAACAUCCACUUCAUCCGCCGCAACCACUGCCUCAUUCCAACCUCUGCUCUCUCCAGACGCUCUUGCGGCAAGACAGCAACAUCGGUGGGUUGUUUGCGGUGAUAGUGGAUCAGCAGAAACCGUCUCGACUGUCGCCACCAGUCCCGGAUUCCCAACCCUCGUCACGGACAGUACUGUUCCUCCCAUCUCGCGGGCGCAUCUCGUGAACGUACCCCGCACCUGUUACACUGUCGCCACUGCUGCCGCCUCCAAUCCCCGCCUGAACCCCAACAGUCUCCAGCAGCAGCAGCUUCUGGGCUUUGUCGGCCCGCCGACGGGAGUUGGAGAGCUUGCUUUGCAGAACUUACCGCCGCCGCCGCCACCGCUGUCGCCACGCAUGAUACAUGAUCACCCCCCGCCCCUCCCUCACCUGACCGCCGGGGCAGCACCCCUUCUUCCUGCCGUCGCCACUUCCGCAACCAGUGUUGUGACCACCGACUUACGUAAUUCCACAAUAAACGGCCUUGUCACGGAUUCCAUCUCGGGUUAUUCUCCCCUGCCCUCUCUUCGAAAGCUGCCUAACUCAACAACCACCCUGCGUGUUCCCUUGUCCUUCAUGGGUUUGCCAGCGGCACAGCCUUCAAACCCCGCCAGUCCCUGUUCCUCAUCACCACACCUAGUUCAACCACAGUACCACCCACCCACCAGCCUGCCCUUCUAUUCGCUCGCACAGCAGCCCUCCCCAAUGACCUCUUCAGCGGGCGGUGAAGUCUACGACAGUCUUUGCGCCCUGGACCCUGUCGUUUACUCCACAACUGCGUCUGGUCAACCCUACGAAGAUAUACGCUCACAGUACACGCUGGACUACUCUGGGACCUAUGACGACGGGCUGCCCGGCAGCGAGCGUGAGGAGCCGGGUCUGCUCUCCAACGCUCCAGUAACGUCUAGCAGCUCGACGCUAGUCGAUGGCGUCAGCAGUUUCAUCCGGACUUCCUUUACGGAUGUGCCUUUGGGCGCUCUGGAGGAGGUUCUGAGCCGUCUGUCUGUUAAUGACAACUACUUUGGUCCGCUGAAACUCUCGAGAAGGAAGGCAGACGAGGAGCAGAAGGCGGAGUCGGAGCCAGGGGGUGCAGCCGGCGACGGUGACGCCACCUUCUCUCCGCCGUCAUCGGAGCCGCGGUCACCGACAACCUCAGAAUCGUCCCCCCGCGAGGAUCCUUACCGGUUGUUGCCCUAUUCGCACUCCUCACUCGCUUUCAUCCCUCCUGGGGUGAUGGUAGUCACUGAGGUGUGGGAGUUCUUCGCUGUCGAGCGUCUUAGCUUCUGCAACCACCAGAUAUCCUGUAUGAAGUUCGAGCAACUGAAGCGCUGUCUGCAUAAACACAGUCUCAACCAGCGUGGUUCCACACUCAUUUUGAAGCGUCGACUGCAGGAGUUCGUGCGGAGGCUGCGUGAAUCGCCUGCCUGUAGGACGGAUCCUGCGAAUACCGAUGAGGUCGACUUGGCCCACAUCACAGCGGAGGCCUCUUUCCCCCCUCUGGAGGGAACUCCGGUCGAGACGAGUUGUACCGCGGUCACCAAUACCGAAGAAGACGAAGACGCUGCCGAUAUUCGCAUACCGCCUGAUGAUUUUCGGAUGAUCAAGCUCAGACAACCCGUGGUACUGACACCGGAUGUCUUCUACGCAUACCUUUUAAUUAUCGAUCUGGAGGCAACCUGUGACAGUAAGCCGAGAGAGAUUGGCGGACCCGAUUUCCCACACGAGAUCAUCGAGUUCCCCGUUCUGCUUUACGACACUCGUCAGCGCAAGUGUGUCAGCGUCUUCCAUUCCUACUGUCGACCAAAACUGAGACCCAAUCUGAGCACCUUCUGCAAAACUCUGACCCAGAUCAGUCAGACUCAGGUUGACAACGCUGUCACCUUCCCCACUCUGUUAGCCCAGUUGGAGAACUGGUUGCUGGUUCAGAACAACCUCUCAGAACAGCGCUGUGCCAUUGUCUGCGAUUGCAGUGCCGACAUGGCUAAAUUCAUGCGUAUGCAGUGCCAACUCAGUCGCAUUCCUAUGCCCCCCUGGGCGCGUAUGUGGAUCAACCUCUCGAAGGCGUUUCGCCAGUUCUACCGCCUCCAGCCAAAGCACCGAUCCACCCUGAGCACAAUGCUGGACGAUCUGGAGUUGUGUUUUGCCGGCCAACAGCAUCGCGGCCUCGACGAUGCCAUGAACAUUCUUCGUGUGGUACAGAUCCUUCUGGCUGACGGUUGUCGUCUGCGCGUCAAUGAACGCAUCGAUCCAGGUCGCCCGCCCUCCUACACAACCUCGGUGCCGCGCCUGGUGGCAGAGUCUGCCUGCGGUGUUAUGGGCAGCAAAUUGGCUCUCCUGGAGAAGCGCUCCAAAUCGGCUUCCUACUACACUCAACCGGGUGGGGGACCUCCGACCCAGGCGCCUCUGACUGAGACGCUGACAGAGACGGAUCGCGACUCACUCCUCUGGCUGCACGCCAUUCAAAAGAAGCGUGUCAGCCGCCCCAACGUGCCGUGA
Molecule: messenger RNA, 5828 nt
Organism: Spirometra erinaceieuropaei
Lineage: Eukaryota; Metazoa; Platyhelminthes; Cestoda; Diphyllobothriidea; Diphyllobothriidae
Source: the annotation of a GenBank genome assembly